Molecule: messenger RNA, 2163 nt
Organism: Liolophura sinensis
Lineage: Eukaryota; Metazoa; Mollusca; Polyplacophora; Chitonida; Chitonidae
Product: A-kinase anchor protein 17A-like
Exons: 4
Coding region: 72-1529 (485 amino acids)
Source: RefSeq, a predicted model, not a curated record
AUAUUCAAGUAUAGAGUACGGUACUUUACUGGAUACAGAACUGUUAUAGAGUUGCCUCAACAUCUGCCAUUAUGUCGAACACGUCUGUGUGUAAUGAUACCUCAGAGGCAGUGGAGUUCUUCGAGCCUCAAGGUUUGUUUCUAAAGCCGAUCGGGAAACUAAAUGUCAGUGUUCAGCUUCCCCAACUGAAAACACCUGGCAAAAGCAUCUCCAACUGGGAAGUUAUGGAGAAACUGAAAAGCAUGAUCAAACCAGACAUGUUUAUUUCUUUGAAAAUAGUCAAAAGCACCCUGGAAUUCUUAAGAUUUGAGGGUGAAGUGGAAAACAAGGGAAUGCUGAAGAACGUGUUGGCACGACUGGAGGGCAAAUUGAUUAAACUGAGCGGUUUCACAGAAAGUCUCAAAGUGCGCGCAGCUGAAGCGAAGGUGAACUUUCCCAGUCGACAUGAUUGGGAGUCGUUUUUCAGAGACGCCAAACACAUGAAUGAAAUGAAGUCCGGAGAAAGACCUGACACAUUACAUCUGAAGGAUCUGCCUUCGAGGUGGUUUGCCAACAGAAAGGAUCAGGACAAAGACAAGCCCAGUGAAUAUAUCCUGAAAAAAGUCUUUGACACGUUUGGGUGUGUGAGAUGUGUAGAUAUACCCAUGCUUGAUCCUUACCGCAAAGAAAUGGUAGCAGCCCAGAAGCAUGGCUCUAUUCAGACAUUUUCAUUUGGACAAGACCUGACCUUUGAGGCAUUUGUUCAGUUUAAUGAAUAUGUGGGGUUUGACAGGGCAAUGAGCGCCCUGAGGGGCAUGAAGCUGAUGUACAAAGGUGAAGAUGGCAAGGCAUGGACUGCUAACAUAAAGGUUGAUUUUGACAAAACCAAACACCUGACAGACAAAUCCAUAAAAAAGAGACGUAUUGAGCGUGAGAAGCUAGAAACCUUGGAGCGUCAAAGAGAAGAAAAGGUGCGCAAAGAGAGGGAAGAAGAUGAGAGGAAGAAAGCAGAGGAAAGACAAAGAAAAGAAGAUGAAGAGAGAGAACGAGAGAGAAAGCGUCUCGAUAAAUUACAGCGCCGUGAAGAUCGCAGGAAGCAGCGAGAAGAGAAACGCAAACUUAAAGCCUUGGAGAAGAAGAAAGAAGAGGAGCAAAGAAAACUCCAGUUGAAGAUUGCCUUGGAAGAAAGAAAAUUCCUCAUAGCUCAAAGGAAACUUGAAUCACUCCGGCUUUUGACUGAGUUAUUUGAAAGAGUAAAGGUCAUCAAAGCUCAGGAAGAUCUGGAGAAAAAAGAAAGGGAAUUGGAAGAGGAACGGAAAAGACAGCUUGCUUUAGAGAACAAAAGAAGAAUAGAAGAGGAAAAACGAAAAGAAGAGAUGAGGAAAAAACGAAAACUUAGGUUAGAACACCAGGAGAAAGAACUAAGGGAAAAAAUCCUUAAAAACUGGAGAACCAAAGAAGAGCGCAAGCAAGAGGUGCAAAGAGAAGAACUUAGGAAGAAACUGUCUGGGAAAAAGAAACUCAAAAGUGCUGUAGUCAUGAAGAGAUGACUAAAGAGUGUCCUGUCUGAUAGUAGACAGGAAGGAGACUUUACCUAUUAACUGUGAUGUUUCACUGAGAGUCAAAUAUUGUUCCCAUGAAGGUGUGAAGACAUUUAUAGACUACUGCCAUUUCUAAGUCUCAGUGACUAUCAUUCCUGAAUCAUUUGCAUGUCAUCUUUGCAUCCAUGUCAUUAAAGUUAAAUUUUGUCUCAUUAUUUGUUGGAUUACUUAAGGUAGAGGAGAAUAACCCACCUGGAAAUCAUUCUGUGAAGAACAUUUUAAUCCUAUUUUUUUAUUUAUUUGCUUAUAGUGUAAGUUUGUUUUUAGUACUGAAAUAAGUUAUGAAAACUUUUCAGAUGUUUUAAAAAAAAGGAUGGUGUUCCUGUUGACUUUCAUAAUGAAUGAAGAGGGCCAUGGUAUGGAGGAGUUUUACAAGUUUUGUGAUCAUGUAGGAAUUUCUCCAAAAAUACUCUUAUUUUAUUUUUAAGUCAAGUUCUGACGUAAAGUAUUUGUUUGAGUUUAAAAUUACAUUCAUUGGUUUCUUAUCCACCACUUAUUUUUAGUGUUAGUGUUUUUACUGUUUGAGAAGAGAAACAAAAGUGAUACAAACUUCAUACAAAAGAGUGAAAAGAUAUUUGUUAAA